CGCCACAAGUGUGGAAUGUUCCCACGGAUCCCAUUGGUUCGGGCUUGCUCGGCCGCCGCGGUCCCUCUUUAUUUCGUUUUACGUUUGAUUUUUUUUUUCCUUUACCCAUUUUAUUUUCCCCCUCACGUCGCCCGAUAUCACACACACACACACACACACACACACAAACACACACACACAAACACGCGCGCGCGCGCGCGUCGGCGCGAACGGUUUUUGCGCGCACCGCCGCGGAUCACGUUUUUCCGCCGCCGUCGAACAGGGUAGUCGUGGGGCACUACUAGCCAUUCAGUCGUACGCGGUCGCAGCCCGCGUGUACUCGUGUGCAGUUGUCGUCGCCGUCUCGGCGUUCCCGGAUCCCCAGAUACUUCGCGCCCAUCGUCGCACGUCUCCAAGACUCACGUCGGUCCCGGGACGGGUAACACAUAACAUUGAGACACCACCUCGCCGCACGAUUAAACACCAGUUCAAUCAUGUCAUGCAGUAAACAUAAUUAAAUUAAAAAAAAAAAAAAAAAUUUUAUUUCGAAAAAAAGCUCUUCCGGAUCGCGUAUACUACGAGCUACUUCCGCGUCAGUCGUUAACGACACGCGCGUCUCGCGGGUCGUGCAGCAGUCCUCUCACGUGUGCCAGCACGCCGCCACACAAUCUCGAGUACGUCGCGUUUUUACUGCCGGUCCGUCGAUUUCGUUUUGACACCUCUGUUUUGUGUCCGUUACUCAACCGUUUCGUCCGUCCAAGUCGCACGCGAGUCCCAACCAACCCUUUCCACGAGUAACCGAUUUUUACGCCGGGCCGCCAAGUCCGUCGCUCGUCGUUCUUCUUCCUAUUCUGGACACCGGCAACAAGACUCGAGAUUUAUGGGAACCUGGACGCUAAAAUCAGAGAAAGAUGGUGAUACGGAUGAUGGAGAAGUGGUAGGCUCUUUAAGCUGUUAUAACUCCGCGGAACUUCUAGGAGUACCAGCAAGGAUGCCUCACCAUUAUGGUCCUGAAGCUCCGAUGCAAUUUCGACCGGAACAACGUCUAACUAGAGAUGCAAUGGAGAGAUAUCUACGAGAUCGCAAUGAUUUAGUGUUGGUUAUUCUCCAUGCUAAAGUAGCUCAGAAAUCUUACGGUAAUGAAAAACGAUUUUUUUGUCCACCUCCUUGCAUAUAUUUAUUUGGCGAUGGCUGGAGACUUCGGCAAGAACAAUUAUUAAGAGAAGGAGUUUCUGAAGCUAAUUCUCAGAUGAGUGCCUUUAUUGGUAUUGGAAGCACUGAUCAAGAGUUACAACCACUUGACCUUAAUAACGGAAAGCAAUAUUGUGCUGCCAAAACGUUGUUUAUUUCAGAUUCAGAUAAACGAAAACAUUUUAUGUUAAUGGUUAGAAUGUUUUAUAAUAUUGGUUAUGACAUUGGUACAUUCCAUAGUAAACGAAUAAAGGUUAUAUCAAAACCCUCAAAGAAAAAACAAUCGUUAAAAAAUGCCGAUUUAUGUAUCGCAAGUGGAACAAAAGUAGCGUUGUUCAAUAGGUUAAGGUCCCAAACAGUCAGUACACGAUACUUGCACGUCGAAAAGGGCAAUUUCCACGCUAGCUCAACGCAAUGGGGUGCAUUUACUAUCCAUUUGUUAGAUGAUGACGAAAGCGAGAGUGAAGAAUUUAAUGUUAGAGAUGGAUAUGUGCAUUAUGGUAGUACUAUCAAGCUAGUUUGUAGUGUUACUGGUAUGGCAUUGCCACGACUUAUAAUAAGGAAAGUCGAUAAACAAAUGGCUCUCUUGGAAGCUGACGAUCCAGUAUCACAACUGCACAAGUGUGCGUUUUACAUGAAAGAUACAGAGCAUAUGUAUUUAUGUUUAUCUCAAGAGCGUAUAAUUCAGUUUCAAGCAACACCUUGUCCCAAGGAACCCAAUAAAGAAAUGAUUAACGACGGUGCUUGCUGGACGAUUAUAAGCACGGACAAGGCCGAGUAUCAGUUUUACGAAGGUAUGGGUCCCGUAAACUCGCCAAUAACACCUGUUCCGGUUGUUCACAGUUUGAACUUGAACGGUGGUGGUGAUGUGGCAAUGUUAGAAUUGACCGGAGAAAAUUUCACACCUCACUUACAAGUAUGGUUUGGUGACGUUGAAUCCGAAACUAUGUAUCGCUGCCAGGAGAGUAUGUUGGCCGUUGUACCUGAUAUAUCCUCAUUUAGAGGUGAUUGGCUGUGGGUCAGACAGCCUACCCAAGUACCAGUAUCUCUAGUGAGAAACGAUGGUAUCAUUUAUGCUACAGGGCUGACAUUUACAUACACGCCAGAAUCUGGACCCAGGAAUCACAUCCAACCCACAGAUGACAUUAUGCGAGCGCCACAUCCUCAUACUAGGUUACAGCCAGCCAUUAAUGACGUUCCGUGGAACCAACAUUCUAAUAUAAAAGAAUAUCAAUAAUAAAGAACAGCGUGAUUUGGACCAAUGAAAAAUACUUCGAUGGAGUAUUAUUAUUAUGAGUUAAAAAAUGUAAGAAACAUGUAUCAGAAAUUAUUUAGACAUGUUCUUUGCAUUUUAAGCAGUAUGAAUAAAUAAUAAUUUAUUAAAAUUCUAACGGUGGUAAAAUACUGUAAUAUUUUGAUAUACUUCCUUGAGGUUUCUAAAAAAAUCACAUAAAAAUAAAAUGAGAAAAUGAAAAUAUCUAAUAUGUAGACAUUUUUGUCGUUCCUUAAAUGAUAAUAGUUAUUUAUUUUAUUGAGAGAAUAUGACAAAGUGUAUACAGAGGCGGUAAUUAUAUUUUUAGUUGAGUUCUAAUCAAUAAGUUUAUUUUUAUUUGAAUUGUAAUUUGUAGUUGCACAUGAUUGUUCACAAAUUGGUUCCUUUUAAUUAUUUUGUACGACUAUUCUUGUAAACGAUUUCUUUUUCCGUCCAUUUGAUUGGCUAAACUAGCGAAUUUCUUACUUAAGUCUGAGAUCGUAAUUGUUGGCAUGAAAUUGGACAUACACCUGUUCUGUUAUUAUAUGAUUGUGCAAUGUCAUUAAGAUACUUUUUGAGAAAAUCAUUAUAGAUACUGCACGUUACUGCAUAUCUAAUUAUACAUUUGUAAUUUGGUGUGUGGAUCUCAUAAUAUCUUGAAUUUCAAAAGUGAAUCAAUUACUAUGCAAUAUUUAUCCUGGUUUUAGCUCCCGUUACAAACGGUUUUGAUUUUAAUGACUAUCUUAAUUAUCUAUAAGCUUCUCACGAAAUUACUAGUUGCUGACAUAAAUUAGUCUUGUCUACAAAUCGACAAGAGUAAAAACAAGUUUGAUCAUUAAUUGAAGUUGUUAACAGCUUUCAAUUUUAAGUCAAAUAAAUGUUACAAAAUAUAUAAUUAUAAAACGAUCAAUACAAUAAAUUAAAAAUAAUGACUCUCGUAUCUAAAGAUUGAAGAAAGAAAAAUGUAAUUACUUUACUAUUGAAAUUCGUGAUCCUUUUAAUUUGUAGGUAGUAUUUUUAAGUUUAUUUUUUAAGUAUAGAAAAGCAAAAUGCAUAUUCUAAGGUGCUUUAAAUUAUAUGUUAAAAAAAAAAAAUACAAUAUUAUUGUGCAAUGGUCAAUGAUAAUUUGUUUCCAGAUCUGAUUUUGUAGUUUUAAUUUAAGUGAAGUAUAAAACAAAAUAAACUUAUUUUUUUUUGAAUUUUUUUUAUGAUAAUGGUUAUUGCAAUUAAGAAUGUGUGAUAGAUAUAGUUAUCAUAUAGUUUGAAAACGAUAAUAUUAUGAAAUUUGAUCACUGUGAAUUAAUUUUAUUGUUUUUUGUAUUAUUAUAGUUUGUGGUAAAAAAUCUUAUUUUUAACACACGUCGUAAUCUCGAAAUGAUUCGUUUAUUUUCUCGUACAUUAUGCGUAGUACCUACUUACCACACAAUUUUGUACCGAUAUGUUUUAUUUAUUUUUAUUAUUUUACUACUUAUAUAUUAUAUAUGAUACGUAUGUAAUACUUAUUACUGUACCUGGACUUGACUGAUUUUAUAAACAAAGCGUAGUGUCUUUUUUUUUACUUUUAACCUGUUAUAACUAAAACUCGGUUGAUUUUAACUACUAGUUUUGCCUCUAUUCAUGCCAAACACUUGAUGACUACAAUAUUUAUUACUGUUUAAUUGUAUUUUAUAUAAUGUAACUAUAAGACAGUAAUGCCAAAGAAAAUUUAGUUUGUAAUGGUUGUGAUCGAUAUUUUAGAGCAUUUAUUUUGUUAUUCUUGUAUAGCUUUCUUCCAGUAAAUAUUUUCAUGAGAAAUCUGUCGCUUAUAAACACGCACAUAUAUAUAUUAUAUUUAUUGUAUUGUAUUUUAUUUCUUCGGUGGGUAUAUUUUGUUUGUGAUUUAUUGGGGCUGUUUAAUAUGUUUAUCUAUUUUCUCAUUCCUUGAUUUGUAUGUUUUGAUAACAAACAACCACGUAUGUAAUAUUGAAUUUUUCUUGUUUUAAAAAUGAAUUGUAUAUAAACGUAGUAUUUGUUUUUCGUUGUUAUAUCUUACAAAAAUUUAAUAUUUCAUUGUAUUUUACUCGAUUUACGAUCUAUAAUAAAUUCAUUGAAUUAAUCAUAUAAAAAAUAUGAGCUACUUAUUUAUUACAAUUUAUUCUAAAAACACGAAAUUUCGAAGAAUAUU
Molecule: messenger RNA, 4586 nt
Organism: Melanaphis sacchari
Lineage: Eukaryota; Metazoa; Arthropoda; Insecta; Hemiptera; Aphididae
Product: suppressor of hairless protein-like
Exons: 2
Coding region: 860-2407 (515 amino acids)
Biological process (GO): regulation of transcription by RNA polymerase II
Cellular component (GO): nucleus
Molecular function (GO): RNA polymerase II cis-regulatory region sequence-specific DNA binding; DNA-binding transcription activator activity, RNA polymerase II-specific
Source: RefSeq, a predicted model, not a curated record